Messenger RNA from Olea europaea var. sylvestris, 1757 nucleotides. RefSeq names its product poly(rC)-binding protein 1-like. The record is from RefSeq and is a predicted model, not a curated record. The transcript has 10 exons. Gene Ontology annotation, biological process: regulation of gene expression. Gene Ontology annotation, molecular function: mRNA binding. Bases 75 to 1415 code for a protein of 446 amino acids. Gene Ontology annotation, cellular component: cytoplasm; nucleus. Lineage: Eukaryota; Viridiplantae; Streptophyta; Magnoliopsida; Lamiales; Oleaceae.
CCCUUCAAAUACGACCGGCAUCUCCCCGAUCGUUGAUCCCUCUCUCUCUUCUGUUUAUCGCUGCCUUCAGCUCCAUGUCUCACCUGGAAACACCCGGAAACCCUAAUUCUAGCCCGAAUCGGAACCCGAACACAAGUCUUUCAGUAGCGACUGAACCACUUCCGGAUCCACCUCCGUUUUCAUCUACGAUGACGUCUGAUAAUCCAAGCGUUUCCACUACUGCUGUUAAUACCAGGAACAAUCUCAAGAGGCCUCGCGAAGAGGAUACAGCUGUAGAUGCGGAAGUGGAGACUUCAACCGAUGUUCCGGCACCCAAACGUCGUGUGAAGGCGACGCACGACGUUAUAUACCGCAUAGUGGUGCCUUCGAGGCAGAUCGGGAAAGUAAUAGGAAGAGUGGGUCAUCGUAUUCAGAAGAUUCGAGAUGAUUCUAAAGCAACUAUUAAGAUUGCCGAUGCCAUUUCUAGACAUGAAGAGCGGGUGAUCAUUAUAAGUUCUAAAGACAGUGACAAUGUAUUCUCUGAUGCAGAAAAUGCCCUUCAUCAAAUUGUUAGUCUGAUCCUCAAGGACGAUGAGGGAAAUGUGGAGGCUAUGAAGGUUGGUGCUGGGCACAUGGCAGCUAAUACAAUAAGGCUUUUGAUUGCGGGUACUCAAGCAGGUGGCUUAAUUGGAGUUUCUGGUCAAAAUAUUGAGAACUUGAGGAAUUCUUCCGGAGCAAGCAUUACAGUCCUUUCUCCAAAUCAGUUACCGCCCUGUGCAUCUGCUCACGAGUCAGAUCGAGUGGUCCAGAUAUCAGGAGACGUUCCUGCAGUUUUGAGGGCUGUAGUGGAAAUUGGAUGCCAACUUAGGGACAACCCACCUAAACAAGUAAUCUCUAUCAGCCCAUCUUAUAAUCCUAAUCCUGGCUUUUCUCGUCCUGCUCAACAGUAUGUGGACCCUACUUCAGCUGAAUAUGUAAAUCUGGAGCUUAUGGUUCCUGAAAAUUUGGUUGGCGGUUUAAUUGGAAGAUUUGGCGCAAACAUUUCUAGGAUCAGGAAUGAGUCUGGAGCAACUAUCAAGGUUUAUGGUGGGAGAGGUGAACAAACACAAAGGCAAAUCCAUUUAGGUGGUAGUGCUCAGCAGGUUGCUCUUGCAAAGCAACGGGUCGAUGAAUAUGUAUAUGCUGAACUGAUGCGACAAGCUGGUGGUCAACUGCCACAAGCAGUUAGUCAACUUCAACAAGUUGCUACUCAACAGACAAUGCCUGAUAUGUCACAUACUAUGUACCAAGGAUACGACGACGCUCAUGCAUUUUAUGCGAACAGUAAUUAUGAAGCUGGAAUGAUGACAUCAGUUCCUACACUAUAUGCACCAGCUGCAACAAACCAAGCACCGCCUUAUUAUGGUCAUCAGACUUAUAAUGCUCCACAGUUAUAGGUGCGAGGAAAAACUUUUCUCUUCCGUUUUAUUCGAGUUGCCUUUCACAUCUCCAAUGUAAAAGUUCUGAAGUAUGGUUACUUUUGACCUUUUAUUUUAUUUGAGUUUGUAUUGUAGAAGCGCUAUGUUAAUAGGAAUUUAGAAUCUUGUUGCAACUUAAUAUUUAUAUAUAAUUGAAAAUCCAUUUUGAUUCUAGGCUUUCAUUGGCCAUUCGUAUAGUUCUUAAGAGAUAUUUUGAUGCCUGUUCCGUAGAAAAAGCUAGCUUUGUCUCUGGAACAUUGCAGUUACAUUCUUGGUUUUGAAACAGGUUAGUCAAGUUUGCUUAUUGGCAAAGACAUUUCA